AUGGAAAACUCUUUCGAGCCGUUGAAGAACGAUCUUCUGCUCCGUGCCGCACGGGGCCAAGUUGUCGAACGCCCGCCCAUGUGGGUGAUGCGUCAGGCGGGACGCUACCUCCCCGAGUACCACGAGGCCAAGGGAUCCCGCGACUUCUUCGAGUGCUGCCGCGACCCCGAGGUGGCGUCGGCCCUGACGCUCCAGCCCGUCGAGCGCUUCGACGGCCUGCUCGACGCCGCCAUCAUCUUCUCCGACAUCCUGGUCAUCCCGCAGGCCAUGGGCAUGCAGGUCGAAAUGGUGGACAAGAAGGGCCCGCACUUUCCCCGGCCGCUCGACGCCCCGACCGACGGCCAGUAUGAGCGCGUCCUCGAGCGGCCCGUCGACGUGCAGCGCGAGCUGGCGUACGUGUACGACGCCGUCGCGCUGACGAGGAAGAAGCUGGCCGGGAGGGUGCCGCUGAUUGGCUUCUGCGGCGCGCCCUGGACCCUGUUCUGCUACAUGGUCGAGGGGGGCGGCACCAAGCUGUUCGCCAGGAGCAAGACGUGGCUGUACAGGCAUCCCCGGGAGACCAAGGCUCUUCUGGCCAAGAUUGCCGACAUUUGCGUCCAACACCUGGCUCUGCAGGUCAAGGCCGGCGCGCAGAUGGUCAUGGUCUUCGACUCCUGGGCGGGCGAGCUGGGCCCGUCGUCGUUCCGCGAGUUUUCCGAACCGUAUCUGUCGCGCAUCGCCGAAAAGCUCCCCGAAACACUCGACGCCAUGGGGCUGGACCGUGUUCCCAUGACCGUGUUCCCCAAGGGCGCAUGGUACGCGCUGGACUCGGUCUGCGACCUUGGCUACGACGUCGUGGGCAUGGACUGGCUGCAGGAUCCUGCCGAGGCCGUGAGGAUCCGAGGCUCGCGCAAGGUCGUGUUCCAGGGAAACGCCGAUCCCGGCGUCCUGUACGGAACCAAGGAAGCCAUCACGUCGGCGGUGGAGCAAAUGGUCAAGGGCUUCUGGGUCGGCAAAAAGGGCUGGAUCGCAAACCUGGGGCACGGCAUCACGCCAGGGGUUGACCCGGACAACCUGAGGCACUUUUUCGAGGAAAUACACCGAUUGACGGCGGAUGAAAAAUGA
Ustilaginoidea virens is the source of this 1104-nucleotide messenger RNA. RefSeq lists its product as uncharacterized. Gene Ontology annotation, molecular function: uroporphyrinogen decarboxylase activity. Bases 1 to 1104 code for a protein of 367 amino acids. Lineage: Eukaryota; Fungi; Ascomycota; Sordariomycetes; Hypocreales; Clavicipitaceae. Gene Ontology annotation, cellular component: cytosol. The transcript is spliced from 5 exons. The record is from RefSeq and is a predicted model, not a curated record. Gene Ontology annotation, biological process: heme biosynthetic process.